This is a messenger RNA of Cuscuta europaea, 2155 nucleotides long. The record is from the annotation of a GenBank genome assembly. Lineage: Eukaryota; Viridiplantae; Streptophyta; Magnoliopsida; Solanales; Convolvulaceae.
UAUACCUGGUCAUCACAGGGCUUACUUAGCUGCUCGUUAUCACUUCGUACUUUUCAUUCUUAAUUGGUUUAAGCUAUACAAGUCGUACCUUUUUAUGUGAACAAAAUUUCCUUGAUUCAGACCUAGUCACCUGACCAUUAGAAACUCUCAGAGGAUCUCUCUAUUGUUAAUUUGGUUCCACAUCACCCCUCCUCUUCUUCAGGAAAGAAAUGAGCCAUAAUGAGCAGUGUAGGAAAUUACUAACAAUUUCUAAAUCAGGAAUAUAUGUUUAUCUAGCAGUCUAGCACCAUAGAUCACCAUCAUCGAAUUACUCAAAUUUUACACAAUUAAUUUAAUUUUAUGAAAUAUGGCACACACAUUACUAUUAUAAUAGCUACACAAUGUAGUUAAAAAUUAUAAACGAGGUGUACACAUGUGUCUGUAGAAUGACUUUGACCUUUUAAUAUCAUGCCAAUUUCAUUCAGUGUCAUAAACCAAAGAAAGCCCAUCUAUCAAAAACAUUGAUUGCUCUAUUGUGCUAUGGAGGUGUUCCUCGGGAAUAUUUCUUGGAAAUACUGAAGAAUGCAUUGGAAGAGGCACAAAACAUAUACUCUGAUGAGAUCUUGGCACUGAAAGCUACGUCAAACUAUGAAGAUCUUGAUUAUGGUUCCAUUGCAAAAAGUAUGAUUUUAUCGGGAGUGCCGCUUUCUGAGCCACAUCUUCAAUGCUGUCUAUCUAUGGUGACCAAGGAAGAAAAAAGUGGGCUUAGAGGGGGAAAACUUCCAAUUUCUGACAGCUUUUAUUUGAUAGGGACUGCUGAUCCCACAGAGACGCUAAAUCGUGAUGAAGUCUGCAUUAUUCUUGAUCAUGGCCAAAUUGUUGGGGAAGUCUUAGUCUACAGAAAUCCUGGGCUUCAUUUCGGGGACAUCCACAAAUUAAAUGCAGUCCACAUAAAGGAACUUGAUGAGAUAGUUGGAAAUGCUAAGUAUGGAAUAUUCUUCUCCAUAAAAGGGGAAAGAUCUGUUGCAAAUGAAAUUGCUAAUGGUGAUUUUGAUGGAGAUGUAUACUGGGUCUCUAGGAACCGUGAGCUAAUUGAAAAAUUCAGUACAAGUAGCCCGUGGAAACGUAUUUAUUCAACUCCUAAUCCAGUUAGUAGGAAGCCGAGUGAGUUUUCUACAAAAGAAUUGGAGCUCAAACUCUUUGAGAUGUUUCUGGAAACAAGAAUGCCAAGUUAUAGUAUGUCUGCCGCUUCUGACAGCUGGAUGGCUCAUAUGGACAGACUUCUGGUACUUGGUGAUAGCUAUGCUAGUGAGAAGGAAGCCAUAAGGGAAAAAAUGUUACAUUUGAUAGAUCUUUACUACGAUACUUUAGAUGCACCCAAAAGUGGUAAAAAGGUCAAUAUUCCCAAAGAUCUGAAGGUGGAUAAGUUACCACAUUUCAUGGCAAAAGAACGUGAUUCUUAUCACUCAAAAUCUGUCCUGGGAGAAAUUUAUGACAUUGUUGUGGCAUACGAAACCAAAACGACACCGCUUGUUGAAAUUGAGAAAAUAGCUUGCUUUAGCAUCAAGGUACCUGAUGAAUGUAUGAGGGUAUGGAGGAAGAGGUACAACGAGUACAGAGCUGAUAUGGCGGAGGCACUGAGCUCUUGUGGUGAAUCCAAGAAUGAUUUAGCAAAUGAAGUCAUCAAGAAAUACAAGCAAUUAUUAUACGGGGCUGAUGAGUUGGAGGAAAGUGGGAUGAAUUUGAGAGAGAUAUAUGACAAUGCGCUUGCUAUUUAUCAUGUUUGUUAUGAUCACGCAAAAGCCGUGUCGGAUGUUAGAAAAUGUGGCUUCACCUGGAGAGAUAUAUGACAAUGCGCUUGCUAUUUAUCAUGUUUGUUAUGAUCACGCAAAAGCCGUGUCGGAUGUUAGAAAAUGUGACUUCAUGCCGAGCUUCAGGCGAAGGAGAAUAAUAAUAAUGGGAAAGCCAUGGUCAUUUCUCCUGCCAUGCUGCAAAAAAUCUUACACAUGCGAGUAUAGAAUAGAGAAAAUAUAUACGUAUACACACAUAUUCGUAUGUGUGUCAGUGUCUGUGUGUGUUUAUGUACCCUUCAAAUUUAUCAUAGACGGAUGAUAUGUCAGAAUUAGCAAAGUAAAUAUCAAAUUAUCAUGACAUAUGUUAGAUUUUGUGCUACAAA